Molecule: messenger RNA, 4846 nt
Organism: Chiloscyllium plagiosum (whitespotted bambooshark)
Lineage: Eukaryota; Metazoa; Chordata; Chondrichthyes; Orectolobiformes; Hemiscylliidae
Gene: slitrk4
Product: SLIT and NTRK-like family, member 4
Biological process (GO): positive regulation of synapse assembly; axonogenesis
Cellular component (GO): glutamatergic synapse
Molecular function (GO): protein binding
Source: RefSeq, a predicted model, not a curated record
GGAUUUACUCAAAGAUGGGGCCGGUGGUGUUGGUCGAAUAAGCAUGGACAGAAUGUGACACAGACCAAAAAUUCUCUCGGUUGCGCGAAGGAUAAAUAUUACCGGGCAAGAGAGACCGCUUGAAAAUUAAAUAUGGGGCAUAUUGCAAAAAGAGCGAGACGCUGAAGGAGAGUGGGAGCUGUGCUGUGCUCUGGAUGUAACUUCAGAGGAAAGCUGCCGCAUUUUCUUUCUUGUUGAACGUGCCGCUCAAUGAUGAUCCUCUCUGCACCUGUAGAGACAAGUAGGGGGAGCAGGACCACACGGGAAAUUCCGGGCGACCCUUCUACCAUGUGCUGCUGAAAUGACACCAUUAAUGAUUGAUGCUGUUUCAUGGCGUGUUCCCCCCCCCCUCUCUGUCUCCCUUCUCUCUCUCUCUUUUCUCUGUUGGAUGCUGGACGUACAGUGCGUGAGAGAGAAAUCAGCGUUACUCUGGUCUGCAUCCCUUUGAAUUAUUCAGCUUUCUUUUCAAAAACCUUUCUACGUUUAAGGCAUCAGAUGAGCUUGGACGGUUGUUAAGCUGUGGACUGCGGACACGUUUUGAACAUUGGAGGAAAGAGCUAGGCGCCUGUCAGACAAAUGCAAGCUGCAGAUCCAACAGUCACGGUGUUCCUACAUAUACUUUGCGGGUGGAUGGUACCAAGAUGUUCCUCCUGGUCUGGUUGGCUCUCUCAGUGCCGGGCACCUCUCCAUCCUCCGGGCCGGAUACCAAGGCGAUCUGCUCGGUGUGUUCGUGUGCGGCAGUCGAGCACAUUUUGUAUAUUUCCUGUGACAAAGGCAGCAGCUUGUACAGACCGAGCCAGCUCCGACCCCCGACCGCCAGCAUGUACCACCUCAACUUGCAGAACAACCUACUGGGCACCCUGUACCCACACAGCUUCACCAACUUCACCAACGCCAUCUCGCUACAGCUCGGCAAUAACAAACUGCAGGAGAUCCAGGCGGGAGCGUUCCGGGGUCUGACUCACCUCAAACAGCUACACCUGAACAACAAUGAGCUGCAGCUCCUGCGGGCUGACAUGUUCCUGGGGUUGGAGAACCUGGAGUAUCUCCAGGCCGACUAUAACCUCAUCAGGGUCAUCGAGAAGGGCACCUUCAACAAGAUGCACCGUCUCAAGGUGCUGAUCCUCAAUGACAACCUGAUCUCAUCGCUGCCAGACAACAUCUUCCGCUUCGCCUCCCUCACCCACCUGGACCUGAGGGGUAAUCGACUGCAGAACAUCCCUUACAUCGGCGUGCUGGAACACAUAGGCAGGAUUGUGCAGUUUCAGCUGGAGGACAACCCCUGGAAUUGUUCGUGCCAGCUCUUGGCACUGGCCAGCUGGUUGGAGAACAUGCCUUACCAUCUCUACAUCGGGGAUCCAGCCUGUGAGACCCCAGCGCAGCUCAAUGGCAGGCUGCUGAAGGAGAUGACCCAACGGGAGCUGUGUCCCGAGGAAGCAGAGGGUCUCCCGGACCCCAGCCAGCCCCCACCUUUCCAGCUGAGCCCCCGAGUGACCCGCCGGCCCCAACUUGCUCCCAGGCCCCCCAGCGGCUCGCCUCCCAGGAGGUCCCAGUCCGGGAUCGUCUCGGGCAAAUUCCUCUCCAGCAACCGCACCUACAGCCAAAUCGCUUCUUUCCAAACCCGGGCCCCGCCUCUGGUCCAGUGCCCGGCCCGGUGCGAGUGCCAAAGCGACCCGUCAGACCUGGCGCUGAGUGUCAACUGCCAAGGGAGAGGGGUUGAGAGUGUCAGGGAGCUGCUGCCCACUCCGCCCAGUGCCAGCAAGCUGCUGCUCAGCGGCAACCGCAUCAGGGAGAUGGAGAGCUCGGAGUUCCGGGGCUACGAGGGCUUGGAUCUCCUGGAUCUGGGCAACAACAGGAUCUCCGCCAUCCAGAGGGGGGUCCUGGGUAACCUGACCAACCUGCGGAGGCUCUUUCUGAACGGCAACCAGAUUGAGAGACUGUGCCAGGACAUGUUCCUGGGGCUGCACAACCUGCAGUACCUUUACCUGGAGUACAACCUCAUCCAGGAAGUCCUGGCGGGGACCUUCGACCCCCUGGGCAACCUGCAGCUGCUCUAUCUCAACAACAACCUGCUGAAGGGGCUGCCGGCCUACGCCUUCUCGGUGGUGCCCCUGGCCCGGCUCAACCUGAGGAACAACCACUUCAUGUACCUGCCGGUCAGCGGCGUGUUGGACCAGCUCAGGUCCUUGAGCCAAAUCGACCUGGAGGGGAACCCCUGGGACUGCACCUGCGACCUGGUGGCCCUGAAGCUGUGGGUGGAGAAGCUGAGCGGCGCCACCACAGUGAAGGACGUGAGGUGCGAGACCCCGGUCGAGUUUGCCGGCCUGGACCUGAGGGAGCUGAGGAGCGAGGUGCUGUGUCCCAGGCUCCUGACCAAAGCCGGGGCAGUGAGCCCGAGCCCUGAAGCCAGCUUCGCUCCUGAAGCGCCCCCUCUGAACCUGAGCAAAGCCAGCACUGGGGGUCCUGUCCCCCUCUCCAUCCUCAUCCUCAGUAUCCUGGUGGUGUUAAUCCUCACCGUGUUCGUGGCGUUCUGCCUCCUGGUGUUCGUCUUGCAGAGGCACAAGAAAGGAGCAGGCAAGCACGAAGGGAUGGCGAGCCAGGAGUGCACCUCCAUGCAGCUCCAACUCAAGGAAGGGGAGCAGCCAGCCGCCCGGGGAGAGGGCUCCCAGCCGGGAACCGCGGGCAAGUUCAUGCCGCAGACCAUCGAGCAGCUCAGGAAGACUUACCCCGAGCAAGGCAGCCCGUUCGCCGACCCCCAGGGCCAGACCAUCUUCCUCAGGAACGUCAGUGACAAGGACAAGAAGCGACUGAGCACCAUCGACGAGUUGGACGAGUUGAUCCCCAGCAGAGAUCCCCACCAGCUCUACCGCAAUCUGGUCGAGGGCAAGCAGGAGGUCAACAGCAUCGGCUUCGGCGGCUUCGAGUUGCAGCAGCCCGAGAAACAGGGCGAGGGCAAAAAACUGAGGAAGUCUCUGCUGGGCUCCGGUCAUUCCAAAAUGCUGAUGGAACAGCGCAAGGGCGAGUACUCGGAGCUGAAAGCCAAACUCCACGGGACCCCAGAUUACUUGCAAGUUCUGGAGGAACAAACAGCUUUGAGUCAGUUGUAGGACAGCUGCAAAUGGGUGUUCUUUUUUAAAAAAGAAAUAUAUAUAUAUAAUAUAUGAAAAAGUGCCUUUCAUUUAUUUCAAUUGCAGAUAUUGACCGGAGCCUGGAGCGAUUCCUUCUCUUCUCCCCCCCACCCCCCAUCGCAACGACGCAACGUGCUCCUCAGAGACUUUUAUAAACUGCAGGAUUUUCAAUACGUUUGAAAAAUAAACAAAAAAAAAAUCACAGACUCCCAACAUGCCAAGCACUGGGAAAGUCCAACUGCGGACGAACAACACAAUCAAUGGUAACAGGAUUCCUUUUUUUUUAAAAAAGAAAAUUGUAUUCCGUGACUCAGUUCCAAAGUGUCCCACUGUCGAAAAGGCUCUGCUCUGGUCUUUUUAAGAUAUUCACAAGGUGCGAUAGGUUGUCCUUUGUUACUGUGCUAAAAAACCCCUCCUCCCCCUUCCCCAAAAUCUUCUCCCCCUCCACCCACCCUCCCACCAACAGUUCAGACCCCCUCCCCAGUGGGACUGACCAUUUGCUUUUCUGUGCGUUCGCCUGAAACAGCCAGUGUUCUGAUACAUUUGAUGCAACUUUCUAACUUUUUUUGCAUGAUGGACUUGUGCAGUUUCUAAAUGGGACUUGGACUGGAAGGGGGUUGGGAUAGCAUGGGACAGAGAGAUGUCAACUCAGUGUCCAAGGUGACCUUUGCUUAAAUUAUUAUUCCUUAUGAUAAAUUACCAAAACUGUAGUCCCAGAGAACACCCCGUAGGGAGAAUAGGGAAAAGCAAAAAUAAUUUUGCCUAUCUCAUUGAACUCAGGUUGUCAGGGUCAAUGAGACUUACAGCCAGUGGAGAACUGUGACCAUUCUAGUAAAACAAAAUCAUUUUUUUUCCUCUCGUUUCCUAUAAGACAGCUUUAAAAACCUUAGAUUUUGACUUUUUAAUGUUUCAGUAAAUGAAUCCAAGGUACAUAGUCAAGAUUGUAUGUUCCCACCCCAAGGAUAUAAGAUUGCUUACUGUGUAAGCUUGUUAAAUAUCGUCAUAGCCAUAACUUGAUCUCACUGCAGCAUUUAAAAUACUUUGAGUUAAAGAUUGGCAAAUAUAUAUUCAUAUGUUUACUCCAGUUACCAAAAUGUUUACUUGCUAACAUAUUUAUUGAUCAUUUGGUGUGUUUUGUAUUUUCAUAUUUAAUUCACAGUGAACUGUGUUUAAUAUUAGUGCAUUAUUUUAGAAGCCUCAAACCCAGCUUCAUUAUCUAUCCAUUCAUUUCAUAUUUCUUUUUCUGCUAGAGCAUUUGAGAUUAAUGUGUAGGUCCUGACAGAUUUUACAGCAUUCCCUUUUAAAGCACCACUUUGUAGGAACAUGGAGCAAUGGGAAAGAUAAUCAGAAAGGGGGGCCAUGUCCGUAAAAACAAUUGGUCAUCUAUUGCAAUUCAAAGGAAUUUAUGUUCAAUCCUGCAGAAAGCAAUCUGAAAAAAAAAAUAGGAAUUUUACUUUCUGUUUUGAAUUCUUACGCUACUGUAAGAAAACAUGUUGAAAGGGAAGUGCUGUGGAUGCUGUAAAUCUGAUCAAAAGCAGUCUGGACUGGAUAACACUCUACAAGCUAUUCUGCACCUGUGAAGACAGGAAAGCAAAGUUAAUCUGUCAGCCCCAUGUCUUUUCAUCUAAUUGAGAUGUUUUGGAUGAUUAAAUGAACUGAUACAAUAAAUUGAGAGUAAC